CUUCCUGAAAUCAACCCCCUCACGAACAAUCACCAUGGCUCCCAAGAUUGCUAUCGUCUUCUACUCGAUGUACGGCCACAUCCAGCAGUUGGCCGAGGCUGAGAAGAAGGGUAUUGAGGCUGCUGGCGGCUCUGCCGACAUCUACCAGGUCGCUGAGACGCUUCCUGAGGAGGUCCUGGCUAAGAUGCACGCUCCUCCCAAGUCCAGCUACCCCGUCGUCGAGCCCAAGACUCUGCUCGAGUAUGAUGCUGUUCUCUUCGGUAUCCCCACCCGUUACGGUAACUUCCCUGCCCAGUGGAAGGCUUUCUGGGACCAGACCGGUGGAAUCUGGGCUACCGGUGGCUACUGGGGCAAGUAUGCCGGUCUCUUCAUCUCCACCGGUACCCAGGGUGGUGGUCAGGAGUCCACUGCUCUUGCGUCCAUGAGCACCCUCGCUCACCACGGUUUCGUCUACGUCCCUCUCGGCUACAAGACCGUCUUCGGCCAGCUGUCCAACCUCAACGAGGUCCACGGUGGCAGCCCCUGGGGUGCCGGUACUUUCGCUGGUGCCGACGGUUCCCGCCAGCCUUCCGCUCUCGAGCUCGAGGUUGCCCAGGCUCAGGGCAAGGCCUUCUACGAGCACGUCUCCAAGCACAACUUCGCUUGACUACAUGGUAGCGAGCAGACCCAGUCGGAGUCGCCUGCCGCUGCCCAGCCGCAGCAGAAGACCGAGACGGAGAAGCCCGCGCCUAAACCUGCACAAAACGGA
Aspergillus fijiensis CBS 313.89 is the source of this 748-nucleotide messenger RNA. It is a transcript of the gene pst2, whose product is annotated as putative NADH-quinone oxidoreductase Pst2. NCBI's taxonomy places the organism in Eukaryota, Fungi, Ascomycota, Eurotiomycetes, Eurotiales, Aspergillaceae. Gene Ontology annotation, molecular function: NAD(P)H dehydrogenase (quinone) activity; FMN binding. The record is from RefSeq and is a predicted model, not a curated record. The coding region runs from base 35 to 646 and encodes 203 amino acids. The transcript has 4 exons.